AUGGCAGAGGCGUUUAUUGCCGCUCUACGACGAUUCAUCGCGAGAAGAGGUGAAAUAAAAACAAUAAACAGCGAUAACGGAACCAAUUUUGUUGCAGCGAAUCGAUUGUUACACGAGUUAACAAUCAUCGAAAAAGAGGAGUUCAACGAUGAGGUAGCAAAUGAGCUCACGACACAAGGCAUCAUGUGGAAGUUUUCACCACCAGCGGCACCUCAUUUCAACGGCCUUGUAGAGGCUGGCGUAAAAACAAUAAAAGCGCAUUUGAAAAGGGCAUUGGGUGAGCAAAAAUUCACUUUCGAAGAGCUAUCAACAUUACUGGCUCAAAUCGAAGCAGCGGCAAAUUCAAGACCACUCACACCUAUGUCUUGCGACACAAACGACAGCACGAUACUAACACCAGCGCAUUUUUUGCUAAAUUCAUAUCCAGUAGCAAUUGCAAACGAAAAUUUUGAUGAGGUGAAGUUAAAUUGUCUCGAUCGUUGGAAAAAAGUUCAGCAAACGGUGAGGCAGUUCUGGCAUCGCUGGCAGAAUGAAUAUCUGCACACAAUUCAACAAAGAGCAAAAUGGCACACGCCAAACGACGCAAUAAAAAAAGACGACUUAGUGCUGAUAAGUGACUCAGCACCUGUGGGCAAAUGGCCCAUGGGCAGAGUGUUAGAGGUUCAUCAAGGACAAGAUGGACUCACGCGAGUGGCCACCGUUAAAACGGCCAACAACACGUUAAAACGGCCAAUAACCAAAUUGGCACCAUUACCAGUCGACCGUAGCAGUCAAACAUCGACAACGUCCAUCAGCGAAGAAAAAGAAAAAAAUGAAAAAAUCAAAACAAAAACCGUUAACCAAACUUUGAUUUCGCUGCUAGUGAUCGUUGCAUUAGCCACAAUGACAAAAAAUGGAGUAAACGCGGCUCCAAUUGGAUCAACUGUGGAGCGCGUACGGAGAAGCCCUGAUUUUUGGCUGGCUGGGCAUUAUUACGACAAGCUAGCAACCGAAGACAUAGCCAUCCAUAAAACCAUCGCCGAGCUGAAAACCAGCAGUCAGCAUCAAUACAGCGUGGUGGACGAGAGGUUGUGUCGAUAUCACACAAUUGUAACUGAUCAUUGA
This is a messenger RNA of Sitodiplosis mosellana (orange wheat blossom midge), 1104 nucleotides long. RefSeq lists its product as uncharacterized. The record is from RefSeq and is a predicted model, not a curated record. Gene Ontology annotation, biological process: DNA integration. Bases 1 to 1104 code for a protein of 367 amino acids. The transcript has 2 exons. Gene Ontology annotation, molecular function: nucleic acid binding. Lineage: Eukaryota; Metazoa; Arthropoda; Insecta; Diptera; Cecidomyiidae.